Messenger RNA from Aspergillus niger, 1698 nucleotides. RefSeq lists its product as uncharacterized. Gene Ontology annotation, molecular function: NADP binding; flavin adenine dinucleotide binding; N,N-dimethylaniline monooxygenase activity. The coding region runs from base 1 to 1698 and encodes 565 amino acids. The transcript has 6 exons. NCBI's taxonomy places the organism in Eukaryota, Fungi, Ascomycota, Eurotiomycetes, Eurotiales, Aspergillaceae. The record is from RefSeq and is a predicted model, not a curated record.
AUGAAUCGCCUGGCACAAUUCUUUGGCGCUUCUACUGCCAGUACCCCUGAGAAAACCCCUGACCCGUGGAUCGUGCAAGAACGCUCCGUUGAUGAAGCCAGACCACUGAGAGUAGUUGUCAUCGGCUCGGGGAUUUCUGGUAUCGUUGCAUCUAUUCGCUUCAGGCAACGCAUCCCCAACCUCGAUCUAUGCGUUUACGAGAAGAAUGCAGAUGUCGGAGGCACGUGGUUGGAAAACAGAUAUCCCGGCUGUGCAUGUGACAUUCCUGCCCACACUUAUCAGGCCACAUUCGAGCCUAACAAACAAUGGUCCACUUUCUAUGCCGCGGCUCCAGAGAUUUACCAGUAUUGGAAGAAAGUAGCGGACAAAUACGGCUGUGAGAAGUGCAUAAAGUUUAAGCAGCAAGUUAUGGAAGCUGUGUGGAACGAAAAGGAUAGCAAAUGGCAACUGAAGGUCAAGGACAUAGAUAGUGAUUCGAUGUACUCAGACCAGUGCGACGUGUUGAUCUCGGCCACCGGUUUUCUGAAUGAAUGGAAAUGGCCAAACAUCCCAGGUCUCCAUGAUUUUAAAGGGAAGCUGAUGCACAGUGCCCGAUGGGAUGAGAGUUAUGACUACAGUGGCAAGAGAGUCGCUGUGAUUGGAAACGGCUCGAGCGGUAUACAAAUCGUGCCUGGAAUGCUACCGAAAGUCACGCACAUGGACCACUAUGUCAGGAGCCGAACAUGGAUCUCACCUAGCUUUGCUAGGGAAGAAGUCGAGAGACGAGGGUCGAAACUAGACAACUGUGAGCGUGGACUGGGAACAGAAAUCGAGGUACAACUACAGUCUGUCCACGGCGCGACCAUGCUAGGCACGCCAGAACAGCUAGGGGCCAAAGAAGUUUUCGCUCAGAACAUGAAACAGCGGUUGUCAAGAAAGCCAGAGUUGUUUGAAGAUCUCGUACCCUCAUUCCCACCUGUUUGCCGCCGGCUUACCCCCGGGCCCGGCUACUUGGAGGCCUUGACAGAUGACAAGGUGGAGAUCAUCACUAGCGGGAUUGUUCGGGUUGAUGCAGAUGGUAUCAUCACCGCCGAUGGGGUGCAUCACCCUACUGAUGUCUUGGCGUGUGCCACCGGGUUCGACACCAGCUUCACCCCCCGGUUCCCCAUCACGGGGCGUGACGGUCUGUCGCUGGCGGAGCGGUGGAAGGAUACGCCCGAGGCCUACCUCUCCAUAGCAGUCGAUGGGUUCCCGAACUACUUCAUCUGCUUCGGGCCCAACUCGGCGCUGGGGGAGGGCAACCUGUUACUCUUGGCCGAGAAGGUGAUUGAUUAUUUCACCUCCUGCGUGCAGAAGAUGCAGCGGGACAACAUCCGGUCCAUGUCAGUCAGGCAGGAUGCGGUCAAACGGUUCACGCGACACUGUGAUCAAUACUUCUCCCGCACGGUGUACAGCGAGAAGUGCCGAAGCUGGUAUAAAGGGGGAGAUGAGGAUGGACGGGUGAUAGGCGUGUGGCCCGGAUCCUCACUCCACUCACUCAAGACCCUCUCGCAUCCCCGUUGGGAGGACUUCACCUACGAGUAUGUUGACGACAACAUGAAUGGCUGGAUCGGCGAUGGGUGGACGGAGAAUGAGAAGAAUAACGCGAUCGAGGUGAACUAUCUGGACGAUGAUCAGGUGGACUUUCCUUUGACAGUGGUUGAGCCCCUGAAGAAUUAG